Molecule: messenger RNA, 711 nt
Organism: Penicillium alfredii
Lineage: Eukaryota; Fungi; Ascomycota; Eurotiomycetes; Eurotiales; Aspergillaceae
Product: GPALPP motifs-containing protein 1
Exons: 2
Coding region: 1-711 (236 amino acids)
Source: RefSeq, a predicted model, not a curated record
AUGGGCGAAAAACGCAAGCUCGAUUCACCCGAGGAUUCUCCAAACCCAGGCCCGUCAAACUUGCCUGAUAAGCGGAGAGUCAUAGGACCUGCUCUUCCCCCACAAUCUGGAGACAGCACACCCAGUGGGAGUGACAGUGAAGAUGACUUUGGUCCAAGCCUGCCUCCAGCAGACGGCGUCACUGUCGAACCAGUGAAUAAUUACAAGCCAUCAGUACCCUCCCCUGGUUUGGAGGAGAGUCGGCGGGAUCAAUGGAUGCUACAACCACCGGCACAGACAGACUGGGCGACAAAAAUCGAUCCAACCCAUUUACGAAGUCGAAAAUUCCAGACGGGAAAAUCGGCCAAGUCCAUUCCCAGUAAGACUGAUUCAUCAUGGGUGGAAAGUCCCGAGGAUCGAAUAAGGCGACUGCAGGAUGAAGUGAUGGGUGUUGCUGCCACGCCAAACGCACGACAGGAUACAUCAAGUACAGCUGACGGGGCUAAAUCAUUGGAGAAGAAGAUUCAGAAGUAUCGGGAUAUAACCGGGAAGAACGCCCGUCUUGAGCACUCGGAGCAAUCUCGCAAAGAAGAGGAUGAUCCCAGCCUCCGGGCUUUUGAUCGAGAGAAAGAUAUGGCUAUUUCGUCCAAGGUUUCCCAUGCACAGCGUCGCGAGAUGGUGAAUAAAGCAGGCGAUUACAACACACGCUUCUCAAAGAGUAGCUUUCUGUAA